Molecule: messenger RNA, 766 nt
Organism: Haemorhous mexicanus (house finch)
Lineage: Eukaryota; Metazoa; Chordata; Aves; Passeriformes; Fringillidae
Product: histone H2A-IV
Exons: 2
Coding region: 73-462 (129 amino acids)
Cellular component (GO): nucleosome
Molecular function (GO): DNA binding; structural constituent of chromatin; protein heterodimerization activity
Source: RefSeq, a predicted model, not a curated record
GGCCGGGAGCUCCUUCGGCUUUUCCGGUUGUGCUGCUGUCGCUGUUGCUGCUGCUGCGGAGUCGUUGUAGCCAUGUCCGGGCGCGGGAAGCAGGGCGGCAAGGCGCGCGCCAAGGCCAAGUCGCGCUCGUCGCGGGCCGGGCUGCAGUUCCCCGUGGGCCGCGUGCACCGGCUGCUGCGCAAGGGCAACUACGCGGAGCGCGUGGGCGCCGGCGCGCCGGUGUACCUGGCGGCCGUGCUGGAGUACCUGACGGCCGAGAUCCUGGAGCUGGCGGGCAACGCGGCCCGCGACAACAAGAAGACGCGCAUCAUCCCCCGCCACCUGCAGCUGGCCAUCCGCAACGACGAGGAGCUCAACAAGCUGCUGGGCAAGGUGACGAUCGCGCAGGGUGGCGUGCUGCCUAACAUCCAGGCCGUGCUGCUGCCCAAGAAGACCGACAGCCACAAGGCGAAAGCCAAGUAAAUCCUUGUGAACAUCGGCAGCCUCCUUUGAUCUCUUAGAUGGACUUUGACAAAAACUUGGUUUUGCAACAGCAGAAUGGGAGAGGAAGGUGACAAUGGGAGCACUUAGCAGUUCUGACGGGACAGAUGUUCGGCGGGGCGCCGCCUGUCCCCCGCGGAGCCCGCUGAUGCCGCAUCCCCUCCCUCUCCACCACCCCCGCCCGUGCUUGAGGGAAGGAUUCCGUGCGCAGUUUGGAAUGGCGGGAUUCACUGCGCUCCCGGACUGACCAGCUGGCUCUGCGAUAAAACAACGAAUCAUAUUUGAA